Pseudogymnoascus destructans is the source of this 1255-nucleotide messenger RNA. RefSeq lists its product as uncharacterized. NCBI's taxonomy places the organism in Eukaryota, Fungi, Ascomycota, Leotiomycetes, Thelebolales, Thelebolaceae. The record is from RefSeq and is a predicted model, not a curated record. The transcript has 2 exons. The coding region runs from base 674 to 1255 and encodes 193 amino acids.
AUGAGAUAUGGGUCAGGGGGUUGGGGGGUUAAAAUAUUUGGACUAUACACAUGCGUUCUUGGAGGCUGGAGUGAGAUAUCGUGGUGUUGUUUGGGUGCAUCGUCGCCUAACUCACAAGCUUUUCCCGCGCUUCUUCACCGCAGCCACCCUCAACCCUCCUCAAUAUGCCAAACCCACAAUAGCGCCUCCCCCAAGCUCAAGCUAUGGGCAGCUCUAACACUAAACCCCUUCCUCUUAAGCGCAGCGCCGGCUGUGAUGUUUAUCUCGUCGCCUAGAGGGUCUGCGCCGUCAAAGGAAUGUCAGGCGCGUGAUGGCGGGGGAUAAUGCUAAGUUGGGAAGGGCAGGAGCGGGUUCGCUGGCGCGGCCUCUGGAUUUACAGACCGUUACAGGCAAUCAGGCUGAACCACGCCGACACCAUGUCUGUGUCGUGGGCCAAGAGUCUCGGGAAGGCUGUGAUCCAUGCUGGGGAAGCACUGGGACGACACCGAGGAAUGACAACUAGAAUCCCUAAAAAUACAAUUCCGAAGGAUUCAUUUGCACAUAGCACGGUAUCAGUUUGUCUAGCGACCGUCUAUCAAAGGACUUGGCAUACGGCAUGAUGCACACUCUGCGAAUCCUUCAAUAACUCAAAAAUCAAAGUAAUAUUUAAUUCCACCCCACCACCACCUACAACAUGUCAAACAUGGCCAGCGUCUCCCGUCCGCCGAGCGUACACGCGCCAUGGCGCAAAAGCUUCAUCGUCCCGCUCUUCACCAUCCAGCUCGGUUUCGCUGCGUUCGUCGCUAUCUGGCACCUCAUGUUUUACGGCUUCUCCAUCUACGAAGGCACCGACUCAGGCAUGAACUCCUACACCGAGCGCGUCUACGCCAGCGUCGGUAGCUUUGGGGUCAUCAGCACCUUCGUCAUCAUCUUGCACAUCGUUCUCUUCGCGCACUUCCGGCUCACGGCGUGGAUUUUCCUGCUCGGGAAUGCGGCGGUGACGGUGUUGAGUCUGAUCUCGCUGGUUAUUGGGAUUACGAGCGAGAAGCAGGCGUAUGGGUCGCAUGAUUAUCUUGUUGUUACGUUUCCGGCGGUGUUGUGUUUUAUCUCGUUGGGGAUGGGGGUGUAUGCGGUUGUUGUUUGGAGGAAGGUUAAUUCGGGGAUGACGGUGGAUAUGGUCAAGGCGAGGGGAGGGUUUGGUGGGGGUGGGAAGGGUGGGAAGGGUGGGAAGGGGGUUGAUGUCCAGGAGGAUGCUAAUGCGAUUCCUAUGGUUUAA